UUGCCAUGCACCGGGGUUUGCGUGCCCGGCAUCCAGCAAUGCACCUGUUUGUCUCACACACCUGGUUGUGCGAUGCAGGCGUCUAAGAGCCGCUGAGCAGCGAAAGCGGAAACACGCACAGGGCGCACCCCAAGCGGACGCUCGGACCCACCCACCGGCGGGAGGCGCCAGGACCUAGAGAUCGCGGUGCCCUGGGCCUCCGCGCGCUGACCUCAGCCUCCGGCGCCGGGUUCGCUCGGGGGUCGCCCCACCCACAGCCCUCCGCAGCCUCCAAGGCAAGGGCAAGGCCCAGGGAGCAGAGGGGCAGACAUGGCGGAGCCCGAGGCCGAGGCGGAGGACCUGGAUGCCCUCAUCGACGACCUGGACUACCUCCCCGGCCACUUCCACCUAGAGAUGCAGCUGAACUUCGAGCUGCGCUCUCCGGCCUCGCUCCGCGCCCGAGACCUGAAGCUGCAGCUGGACGGCCUGCGGCAGGAGCUCAAGCUGGCGGCCGGCCGGCAGCGCCUCGCCGUGCGCCACCUCCUGGGCACCUUCGCCUUCUACCUGGAGAACCUAGACGAGGCCCGGGAGCGCUUCCUCGAGGUGGCAAGUGAGGACCCCGGCAACCUCAACGCCUGGGCCAAUCUGGCGCAUGUAUACGGGCGUCUGGGGCAGGAGGGCGAGGAGGAGGCGUGCGCGGGGAGGCUGGCCGGCCUCAUGGGCCUGGCGGCUGACCCUGAGGUCUCAGGGGACCCCCAGCUCCUCGCCGCGCGCUGCCUGGCGGAACAGGGCUAUGCACACGGCUUCGACGUGGGCUGUGUCAGCCCGGAGGAACGCGCGCGGGUUCUGGCGGCAGGCAUCGCGCUCUACGACAAGGCGCUGAGCUACGGGCAGCAGAUCCCGAUGGAGGAGAAAAGGGGCUGGUACUUCACCAUGGCAACGCUCUUCAUCAGGCUAGAUGGCAUCUUCCUGGAACUGGACAGUGAGGAGCAGAAGAGGCUGCCCGCCUUCAACCGCACACUGGCCCUGCUCCGGCAAGUCCUCAAGUCCUCGGACCCCCACCGCCGAGCUCUGGCCUGGUGCUACCUCGGGAUACUGCUAGAGAGGAAGGACACCUUCUCCACCACCCCCAUGGGCGUCCAUGACUGCGGGUACUCGGGGACUGACCCCCUGGACUGCUUUGGCAAGGCCAUCGAGAUUGCCAAGAACCAACCCCCCAUCCUGAAUCGCCUGGCCAAAAUCUUCCACUUCCUAGGAAAGCAGGAUAUGGCCAUUGGCACAUGCAACAUGGCCCUGGACGUCCUACGAGAUCCAGAGCUCAACUGGCAGGCGUAUUGCACAAGGGCCAAGAUCCACAUCAGAGCCUACCUGCACGACCUGGAGCGGGUCAAGAUAGGGCUCGGAGGCAUGCCUGACAGGAACCACCUGGCCUGCGCCAAGGCCGACCUCGAGGAAGUGGUCAAGGUGUGCCCAGGCCUCAAGACCUACCUGGACAUGGGGCAGGUCUACUACUAUAUGGGCGUGGACGCGGUGCAGGAGCUGCUGGCGGUGGACGAGUCCGCGCUGAACGAGGCGCUGGUCUUCCUGGCCAAGGCCAGUGAGUCGGAGCUGGGUGCCAUGCUGCCCGAGCUGCAGCUGCUGCGAGGCAAGUGCCUGCGCAUCAAGGGCGAGGAGGCCAACGCAGCCGCCUGCUUCAAGCGCGCCGUGGAGCUGGACGACGCGGGCUCCAGCCACACCGAGGGCUUCGGCUGCCUGCUUGAGGCGCUGCUGGCGCAGUGGAGCCAGGGGCAGCUGAGCGAUGGCGAGCUGGGCCGCGAGGUGGAUGCGUGGCUGCGCUGCGCCCAGGGCAAGUACCCGGCGGCGCGCCUGCACCAGGAGCUGCAGCGCGUAUGGCGCGGCCACACGGACGAGGUGCUGGGGCUGGCUCGGGCCUUGGUGGCCCAGGGACGCCUGGCGCUAGUACGGCUGCUCUUCGAAACCAUGGAACGCGACAGCGAGGGCACCAGCGCCCGGCGGAGUGAGGCACAUUCUCCUUCUGAGGGAGAUCAAGGCCCCGCCCACAGCUGAUUGGACCAGGUUUGGGCACUGGAAAUGGCACACCCUGCUAUAGGCUGGCAGGUGAGUGGAACCAAUCAGAUUCUCUUUCAGGAAUUUGAAUGGGGACAUUGAGACAGUAGGGCAGUUUGAUGUACCCGCGGCGACAGAAGGACCAUAAUUCAGGAGAGCAAGACUGGGGCCAGAUGCCAGAGACCAGCGGGAAACUGCCAACUGAAGGAUAAAAUUGUGCAGAGAAAAUAAGAUGGCUGUGAGUCUCCUAACGGAUACAGAAGAUAACUGUGACCAUUUUGGCAGUUUUCUAGUUCUCAGUGCAAUCUCUAAGGUCUGACUGCCUGUCUUUGGAUUCCUGUGAGCCACUUCCUAUCCUUAUAAGUAAACCCCCCUUUAUUUAAAUUGACUGGAGUGGUUCUCAGGUGCUGCAGCCAGAAAAGCCUUGGCUAGAUCAGAAGGCAAAGCUGCGCGGUGAGUGGGUGAGGAACGGGGCAGUAGUCUACACCUGUGUGCUGAGAGCCCUGUCCUACCUGGCGAGCAGUCUUCCAGCAGGCCUCAUCCUUGUUCAGCGUGGUUUGCAAGGCCCCUAGACAACCUGGAAUAAAGUGCAUCAACAGUACCUUUGACUGACUUCCCUGUUCUGGAAACCCAGGGGCCCCACCCAUCAGGAAAUGCCACCCGUGCCCAAUCUUGAACCUUCUACAAGAGAAUGAAGAAACUGUUGGAAUUUUGCACUUUUGGAAUCAUAGUCAGAAUCUUAGGUAUGGAAUUUUGUUGUCAAAGACUUACACUUUGCCACCAAAUCUUAGAAUGGCCAACCUCGUUUCUUGUGGCCCUACCUACAAGAGCUAACUUAACCUAACAUUCCAGAUUAAGCUCUUGCCAGACUCCAGAAAAGCUAGUUGUACAUAACUGCAAUGGCAAGACCCCCAUAAUGGUUUGUGAAUUAUUUUGCAUUUUCCCCUUUCUCUGAAAAGUUAUACUCACGGCUUUGCUCAUCCCCGAUCCUCAGAUGUUAGCCAGGGAUAGGCCAGCACCCCUGCAUUGCUUCUCAUGUCUCCACUGACAGAUGGAGAACAGAUUGAGAAGUGUCGUCCUUAGAGAUCACACACUCCAACCCUCUCGCUGUGCAGAUGGGAAGACAGAGCCCUUGAAGGAAAGUGGCUUGCCCAGGGUCACACUUCCUAGCCUCCCCUCCCUUGUUCCUCAAACUUUUGACAUUUUUUCAGGUUUGGAAAAAUACCAAUAAACUGAUUAACACUGAA
This is a messenger RNA of Hipposideros armiger (great roundleaf bat), 3293 nucleotides long. RefSeq names its product tetratricopeptide repeat domain 22 (gene TTC22). Bases 310 to 2046 code for a protein of 578 amino acids. The record is from RefSeq and is a predicted model, not a curated record. Gene Ontology annotation, molecular function: protein binding. The transcript is spliced from 7 exons. NCBI's taxonomy places the organism in Eukaryota, Metazoa, Chordata, Mammalia, Chiroptera, Hipposideridae.